AUGUUUCCGACCGUCGCGCCAUUUCCUCCUCAGCCGCAUCACCUCCACUAUCCUGCCCACGAUGCCCUUCACCAGCCCCCGUACGACCUGAAUGACUCGUCCUUCCCCGCCCGCAACGACCCCUCCAAACCUUUCUUUAAUCAUUCCCGAUCACGCCUCCAACUACCGCAUCCCGUACAGAGACUUGACGCUCGCGAUGCCUCUGGGUCUAGCUCGAAUACCUCCGAACAUGCGCUACGAAGGAAGACCCCGAAUGGUACCCUCGCCGCUGGCUACGAUGGAACCCUGGGUGAAUCAACCCUCCAACCCGCGACAAAACAUAUCUUGGUCUCGCCUAUGGAUUCGGGACAAUUUCUCUCACAUCAGGGUUUGCCGACCGAUAAUUGGCAUCAUACUAUCGAUCCAUCCGUGAAAUUCAUGAACUUCCCCCCGGUCUUCAAGAACGAAGCGGGCAACCCUGUUGCAGCUGGAGAGGUGGUUCAAGAUGCGAAUGGUACUAGCUGGGUCCGCCCAGUGAAUUACCCGCCUGGCAUCGACUCGAUGCUUAAUCAGAGCUUACCCGUACAGGCCUCCCAGCGGUUUUUGUUGCAGAAUGGUUCCUAUAUUCCCACUGUCCUUCCGGCGACCCUUCAGCCAUGCGUGGGGCCGACCGCGUCCGCAGGCACGGGCCCAUUUGGACCAUAUUGGCCUGAUGGGGCUUAUAUCCCAUAUCGUCCUGCGGCUUUUCGGGAGCCGCGCUUUGGAACUGACCCAAACGCCCAGCCCUUUUAUGACCUCAGCCAGCCUGGGUUCAAUCAGCCUCAUGUUCUUGGAAGUCGAACGGACACAGGUUUCGCAUGGGGCCAAUCUCAGCCUGGCAUGCCCCAGGAUCCGAUGAUCAAGGCCCAUUUCCCUCCCCGUCACUCUGAACAGUUACCCUAUCACAGUCGGGUCAGCCGACCUGUGUCAUCCUUCUCACCAAAUCCUACACAUAAUGAACAAAUUUCAUGGAACAACACUCGCCUAACACCAAUCCCAGCUCCACCGACGGUCCCGGUGAAUGUCGAGUUCAAAGAGAAGAUAUUGUCGUGGGCCCAUGGGGUCUAUGUCGAUCUUCUUGCAAACAUUCACCAAGCCCGCCGCAACAGUAUAUCAAACGCCGAUGGUCAGAACGCACGCUUUUUGAAACCAAGCAUCUAUCCCAAGCCUCCUCGCCAGCCGGGGCUUGAUUUUUCACAGAAUCCUCCUGACAUUACUCGCCAUAACAGCUACCCGUCUAGCCAACAUGACUUACAACGGCAGAAACUUGGUCUGCUGAGAAUGAAUGAUUCUCAUCCUGUAUCCAGUCAUCAUAAUCGACGGCCCUCACUGAAUCAAUUUGGUCAACACCGAACAGACACACAAAUGCAUGAUGCCGGACGAUUCAAUGCAGCGCCAUCACGUUUUUCGGGCUCUCUCUUCAAUGAGGCUUCUCCGGUCGCCAACGCUAAGUCAGCUUUGGAAAUGCUUUCCCAUCUGUGUCAUGAGAGUCAUUGGGAAUGGAUUGAUGGCAUGCUGCUUGGAGGCUGUUUGGCAUAUGGAUUGGGAGAUUAUCACAAAGCCAUGCGCUGGUAUUCCCGCAUUAUUGCCCGAGACUCAUCACAUGUGGAGGCUAUAUCUAACCUAGCGGCAACUUUGUUCGCCCUCGACCGGCGCGAAGAAGCUCAGGAACAUUGGCUACGUGCUGUCAAACUGCGUCCAAGCUUCUUUGAAGCUGUUGAGCAUUUGAUAGGUCUUUUCUGCAGCAGCCACCGUGGCCGGGAGGCAGUGAAUAUUAUUGAUUUUGUACAAAAUUCGCUGCGUCAUCCAAAGGAUGGAGAUUGCUUCAAGACAGAUGAGCAUGCCAGCGAGCCGGAGAGCGAUGCAGAGAGUAAUGUCUCCGAUGUCUGCAUGUACGACAAGGUGUCCUUUGACUAUGAUGAUGACAUGGCAAGAGUCCAGAAUUUGAACCUGAGCUCUCUCGAUGCGACUCCGGUCGGCUUCGCGACCAGUGGCUAUGCUAUUCCUGGCUCGGACAAUGGGCGGAUGCUAGCACUAGUCCAUGCCAAGGGCAACAUGCUUUAUGCCCUAGGUGACAAUGCUGAAGCUGCUGGGGCAUUUGAAGAUGCCGUGUUGAUCGCCGCUGGCAGGCGGCGGCAUGGGAUCCAAAGCCUCAUCAAGCAAAUUUUUACCGCGUUCUCGCACGGAGUAGGCACCGGUUACCAGCCCGAAGAGGCUAAUGAGAGUGUUCUCUUGUAUCCGGAUAGAGCUCUGCAAACGUCGAAACUCGUGUUUGGUGCCAAUGGGACCCCGCCUGGUCUCAAGUGCGUUGCCGAAGGAAUUUCGCGAAAUGCCGCAAUUUCGACUACCAGCAACUCCCUGCUUUCACUGGCAAAGAUAUAUCAGGAUGGGAUGGCGACCGUGUCAUCUGGAGCACCCAGGUCCACGCCUGGCGUCAGAGAUAUCUUGGCUCUCUACUACCUUUCACUUUCUCUACAGCCCAGUCCAUCCACUGCGAACAAUGUUGGUAUCUUACUUGCCGGCAUUCAGAACAACCCCCCAGCUCGUGGUCUUGUACGCCCCAACGGCGAAAGUCAACACCCGGAGAUUCCAGGUGUUCUCCCUGGUAGCGGUAUAUCCCUCGCGCUAGCGUACUACAAUUACGGACUGCAUCUGGACUCCCGCCACGCACACCUCUAUACAAACCUUGGUAGCCUUCUCAAGGAUAUUGGUCAACUUCAUGCUGCAAUUAAGAUGUAUGAACAAGCAGUCCAAUGCGAUGGAAACUUCGAUAUCGCAUUGGCAAAUCUGGCCAACGCGGUGAAGGAUUCUGGGAAAGUCAACGACGCUAUUUCCUACUACAGGCGCGCUGUUAAGGUGAAUCCCGAUUUCGCCGAAGCUGCUUGUGGUCUGGCCAAUGCGUUGAACUCGGUAUGCAACUGGGUUGGUCGUGGUGGCAUUGUGAAUGGCCGUGGAUUCCACGAUCGAUGGCAUGUAGACGACAAAGGCAUGCUUCGUGAAGCCCAGGCUAAUGACACCGGCGCUGGUUGGAUCAAGCGCGUUGUGGACAUUGUUGACCGACAACUUCGUGAAGGCGAAUACUGGGGUCGGGGGCUAUUGACUCAAAACACGACCGAGCAGCUAUGUCUCCAAUUGGCCCCUGCAUUGGAUUCGAGCUUCACAGGGAAUCGGAGAUCGACCCUGGCCAAGCUUCUCAAGUCAUGGGCAGGGCAGAAAUGGGAAGGGUCUCGUAUUGUUCGGUUGAUUGAACGGGCCACCCGGUCAAUUACAUGGCAAUGGUAUCAAGAUCGCUAUGUCUACGGCAAAGACUAUCCUGCGUCAAAGUACCGUCGGCCUCAACUUCCUGCUGCUCUGAGUGCGCCGAAUGCGCCCACUGUUCUGCCUUUCCACACGUUCACCUGUCCGCUGUCUGCGAAACAGAUCCGUCAGAUCUCACAGCGCAACGGUCUCAGGAUCUCUACAUCGACUCUGCGACUGCCCUGGCUCCCACCUACAGUAUACCGUCCUCCCGCCCCACCGAAUCCUGCUCUUCGAGUUGGCUAUGUGUCGUCUGACUUCAACAACCACCCACUGGCUCAUCUCAUGCAAUCAGUGUUUGGCUUGCACAACCCAAACAAGGUCAAGGCUUACUGCUACGCCACCACGGGCAGUGAUAAAUCUGUCCACCGCCAGCAAAUCGAAAAAGAGGCGCCAGUCUUCCACGAUGCCAGCGUAUGGUCGGUAGACCGCUUGGUCCAGCAGAUCGUCGACGACGGAAUUCACAUCCUGAUCAAUCUGAAUGGCUAUACUCGUGGUGCUCGGAACGAGGUAUUUGCCGCCCGGCCUGCACCCAUCCACAUGUCUUUCAUGGGCUUUGCGGGAACUCUUGGUGCGGAGUGGUGUGACUACAUUCUUGCUGAUCAGAUCUCGAUUCCUCCGGAGACUCUGAGUCCUGCGCGGCGCAACACACGCAUCGAGGACCGUCCCCUUGACGAGGAUAAUGGGGAGGAUCUUGAGAAUUGGGUGUAUGACGAGAAGAUCGUCUUCACUCGAGACACUUUCUUCUGCUGUGACCACCGACAGAGUGCCCCUGAUGCGGGAGAACAACAGAUCUCUUGGGAUGAUGAACAGAUGCGGCGUUGGCGGAUGCGGAAAGAAUUGUUUCCCUUCCUCAGUGAUGAUACUAUCAUCCUUGGAAAUUUUAAUCAGUUGUACAAGAUUGAACCCACAACAUUCCGAACAUGGCUGCGAAUUUUGGCGCGCAUUCCAAACGCCGUCCUCUGGCUGCUGCGAUUCCCCGAAACAGGUGAAGAGAACUUACGGGACACCGCUAGAGCAUGGGCCGGUGAUGAUACUGCGUCACGGAUUAUUUUCACAGAUGUGGCUCCUAAGAAUACACACAUUGCCCGGGCAAAGGUGCUGGAUCUAUUCCUCGACACUCCCGAGUGCAAUGCGCACACAACAGCCACAGAUGUCCUGUGGAGUGGCACACCAAUGCUCACGUUCCCGCGGUACAAGUACAAGAUGUGCUCGCGGAUGGCCAGCAGCAUCCUCAGCAGCGCGCUACCAAGCAACGAGGCCGGGCAACGGGCCCGAGAGGAACUGAUUGCCUCUUCUGAUGACGACUACGAGAACAAGGCCAUCCGACUAUGCAUGGAUUUGAAAUAUGUGGCGGGUGGUGGUGGCCGUGCUACUGGACGGCUGGUGAACAUGCGACAGAUGCUGUUUUUGCAGCGAUACACGAACCGGCUCUUUGACACAGCGCGCUGGGUGCGUGAUCUUGAAGACGCCUAUGAGACUGUGUGGGCGCAAUGGGUGAAAGGCGAAGAAGGCGAUAUCUGGUUAUGA
Penicillium odoratum is the source of this 4845-nucleotide messenger RNA. RefSeq lists its product as uncharacterized. The record is from RefSeq and is a predicted model, not a curated record. Bases 1 to 4845 code for a protein of 1614 amino acids. Gene Ontology annotation, molecular function: glycosyltransferase activity; protein binding. Gene Ontology annotation, biological process: protein O-linked glycosylation. The transcript has 3 exons. NCBI's taxonomy places the organism in Eukaryota, Fungi, Ascomycota, Eurotiomycetes, Eurotiales, Aspergillaceae.